AUGGAAGUAAAACAAGAAGUUGAUGAGAAUAUUAUAUGUAAAACAGAAAUACAUAAUAAUGAUGUGGAAAAUAGUCAACUCGAUAUCUACAAAAUUGAGAUUAAGGAAGAGCCCAAGAUAGAAAAUGCAGGUGACAUCUUUGAUCAUUUAGACUUAAAGGAAUACCCUGCAAAGACAGAAAUAGAUGAAGAUAAAUUUGUGCCAGUUGAAGAAAAACAAACAAAUGAAACAGAAGAAGAAUACCGAAAGAGAUGGAGAAAUCUGAGGGAGUGUUACAGAAGAGCCUUAAAAGCAAGAAAAUCUAAAAGCGGCCAAGCAGAUAUUAAAAUCAAAACUAGACUAAGGCGACUAGAAAAACAAAUGAGUUUCAUGCAACCAUUUUUAGCAGACCAAGAAUAG
This is a messenger RNA of Diabrotica balteata, 399 nucleotides long. The record is from the annotation of a GenBank genome assembly. NCBI's taxonomy places the organism in Eukaryota, Metazoa, Arthropoda, Insecta, Coleoptera, Chrysomelidae.